Pygoscelis adeliae (Adelie penguin) is the source of this 890-nucleotide messenger RNA. It is a transcript of the gene DIMT1, whose product is annotated as DIM1 dimethyladenosine transferase 1 homolog (S. cerevisiae). The record is from RefSeq and is a predicted model, not a curated record. The annotation marks the transcript as partial. Gene Ontology annotation, molecular function: rRNA (adenine-N6,N6-)-dimethyltransferase activity. The transcript has 10 exons. Gene Ontology annotation, cellular component: mitochondrial matrix. NCBI's taxonomy places the organism in Eukaryota, Metazoa, Chordata, Aves, Sphenisciformes, Spheniscidae. Gene Ontology annotation, biological process: rRNA methylation.
GCGGCCCUACGACGCACGGAUGUCAUUCUGGAAGUAGGCCCGGGAACCGGGAACCUGACAGUAAAGAUGUUAGAGAAAGUAAAAAAAGUUAUUGCUUGUGAAAUUGACCCCAGACUUGUUGGUGAACUUCAGAAGAGAGUCCAGGGCACGUGUCUGGCAAACAAACUGGAAAUCAAGGUUGGAGAUAUCUUGAAGACAGACUUACCAUUCUUUGAUGCAUGCGUGGCUAACUUGCCUUACCAGAUUUCUUCACCUUUCGUUUUCAAGUUGUUGCUUCAUAGGCCUUUUUUCAGGUGUGCAAUACUUAUGUUUCAAAGGGAAUUUGCACUUCGUUUGGUUGCAAAACCAGGAACUAAACUAUACUGCAGACUCUCUAUUAACACUCAGUUACUGGCUCGAGUGGACCAUCUGAUGAAGGUUGGAAAGAACAACUUCAGGCCUCCUCCCAAAGUUGAAUCCAGCGUUGUCAGAAUAGAGCCAAAGAACCCACCACCACCUAUCAAUUUCCAGGAGUGGGAUGGUCUGGUAAGGAUAGCCUUUGUUAGGAAAAACAAGACACUCUCUGCAGCAUUUAAGUCAAGUGCUGUAGAGCAGUUGCUGGAUCAUAAUUACCGAAUUCAUUGUUCCUUACAUAAUACAGAAAUACCUGAAAACUUCAAAAUUGCGGAGAAGAUACAGACAGUCCUAAUAAAUACAGGUUACUCUGAAAAACGAGCCCGUUCAAUGGAUAUAGAUGAUUUCAUUAGACUGCUACAUGGCUUCAAUUCAGAAGGCAUCCAUUUCUCAUAGACUCUGCUAGAAGAAUGAAAGAUGUUCUGUAUUUUGUCACCGAAGUCAUUACUUACACCAGAGUGACUGCAACUGGGACAAGCUCUUCUCACAAAAGCAAU